AGAUAUACUUGCACUGCAACAAAGGCAAAGACGAAGUGUCCAUGCUAGUGGCGGCCAAAACUGCCGGGGCCACCCCGUUAGUUAUAGCCUGCCGGAAUGGACACUACGAUGUUGCCGAAUAUCUCAUAGAAAAAUGCCACGCCGAUUUGGAACUACCCGGAUCUGUGAUGUUCGACGGAGAGACGAUAGAGGGCGCGCCGCCGCUGUGGUGCGCCGCCGCCGCCGGCCACUUGGACAUCGUCAAGCUGCUCGUCGCGCACGGCGCCAAAGUGAACACGACCACGCGCACCAAUUCCACUCCGUUGAGGGCGGCCUGCUUCGAUGGCCACCUCGACAUCGUCAAGUACCUGGUGCAGCACGGGGCGGACAUCGAAGUGGCCAAUCGGCACGGCCACACUUGCUUGAUGAUCGCUUGUUACAAGGGCCACAUACGCAUAGCGAGGUAUCUUCUCGGUUUGACGGCGAGCGUCAACAGGAAGAGCGUCAAGGGGAAUACGGCGUUGCACGAUUGCGCCGAAUCCGGUAGUUUGGAGAUCUUGAAGUUGUUGAUCGAGCAUGGUGCUACGAUGGAUGUAGAUUCCUAUGGAAUGACUCCAUUACUAGCAGCGGCAGUGACAGGACAUAACCAUAUAGUAGAAUAUUUAAUUAAGAUUCCACAUCUCGUAUCGAGAAGGGAACGAAUCGAUGCUUUAGAAUUAUUAGGUGCGACUUGUGUAGAUAAAAAACGUGAUAUGAUCGGUGCUUUAGAUUUAUGGAAACGAGCUAUGCAGGAUAGAUACCACGGCGACGGCCCCCCCAUCCCGAAACAGCGCACGCGCAAAGUGCCCGCCUACGACUACGCCGUGGAGAUCGCCGAGCCCGACCGCCUCGACGAUCUGCUCGCCGACCCCGACGAGAUGCGCAUGCAGGCGUUGGUGAUGCGCGAGCGCAUACUCGGCCCCGCCCACCCCGACACCAGCUACUACGUGCGGUACAGGGGGGCGGUGUACGCGGACGCGGGCAAGUUCAACAGGUGUAUCGAGCUCUGGAACUACGCCUUGGACAUGCAACAGUGCAUGUUGGGCAGACUGAACCCGAUGACGCAGAGCAGCCUGUUCAGCUUCACGGAGCUGUUCUCCUUCAUGAUGGGCGAGGAGGGUAAACAGACGUCGCGGGGAAGGGUGGUGCCCUCUGUGGAGGUGACAGACAUCCUGACUGUGUUCAAUAAGGCCGUCGAAGAGGUGGAGCAAGGUAGCUUGACGUUGGAACGUUUGUCGAACGUCGAACGCGACAUGAACUACCUCACCCGCGUCAUGGUGAUCACGCUGCACCUUGCCUGCCUCCUCACCAGACUAUUGGAUCACCACACCAGCACCGAGGAGAUCACGAAAGAGAUACACGGCGCCAUCUACAAGUUGGUGAAGCUGAAGAUCAGGGCGAAGUCGGGCAGGACGAUGCUGCAUUUGGCGUGCUGCAAGGACGUCGCCAUUUUGGGGCGGUAUCCUGCCUGUCAGUUUCCUUCUCCACAUCUGGCAGAGGUGCUGCUACGAGUGGGCGCCGACCCGAACCUGCCCGACGACGACGGCAACACCGCGCUGCACCUGGCGGCGCACGCACGCCCCUGCCCCGCCGCCGUUGCGCAGGCGCUGCUCGACGGCGGCGCGCACCUCGACCUCGUCAACGCCGACGGCGCCACCUUCGCCGACCUGCUCAAGGGCCAGAAGGCGCACGAGCUGGUCAACUCUGCGAAGUACACGGGGCUGAGCUGUGCGGCUGCGCGGGUGAUACGCCAGUUCAAGAUACCGUACAAGGGCGUCGUGCCCAAGAAGUUGGAGUCGUUCAUUGCGUGCCACUGAUUCUUUUUCCCUUCACCCUCGUUUGCCUGUUGCUGAGAAACCGUCGAUGUGUCUUUGGGGCAUGGUCUAAUGGUGAAUGCUAA
Molecule: messenger RNA, 1918 nt
Organism: Phaedon cochleariae (mustard beetle)
Lineage: Eukaryota; Metazoa; Arthropoda; Insecta; Coleoptera; Chrysomelidae
Source: the annotation of a GenBank genome assembly